Physcomitrium patens is the source of this 1663-nucleotide messenger RNA. RefSeq lists its product as uncharacterized. Gene Ontology annotation, molecular function: RNA binding. The record is from RefSeq and is a predicted model, not a curated record. NCBI's taxonomy places the organism in Eukaryota, Viridiplantae, Streptophyta, Bryopsida, Funariales, Funariaceae.
UCCGUUCCAUGCCCUGGUUGUGGUGGUGGUGGUGUUGUUGCUCGGGGUCCUCUCCUGGUUGUUGUUGUUGUUGAUUCUUCCGGUCUUUCUUGUGACACUUUCUUUCAGAAGCAACCCUGCUACUGCUUCUCUUCCUGCUCCUCCUCCUGUUCCUGCCUGUCCGCACUCGCACCUCGUGCUUUAGAGCGUUCUCGCAUCUGGCCACUCUGUAUCCUUCACGCUCUCUUGCAAUCCCUUCCGCCGCCGCCUUCUCCUCCUCCUCCUUGGCUUGGCUUGGCUUGGCUGCCUACUAGCAGUGACACCAUCCAUUACUCUCUCUUCUGCCGAGCGGCUUUCCCGCAGGUUCUUACGCCCGCUCGUGCUGCUGCUUCUUCUUCUUCCUCCUACUUUUUCACCUCUGCUUGCAGUUUCUCGCAGCUUGCCCUAUUGGAUCGUCGUCGUAAUUGUCGUCGUUUGUUUCUUCCGAUCUUUCCUAGGGUUUUAUACCAUUGCAUCGGGAGUGAGGACUCUCGAUUAAGGCAACCUGAAGGCUACAGGGAAAGUUCAAUAUGGACCGGUACCAGCGGGUGGAGAAACCACGGCCCGAAAUUCCUAUUAGCGAAAAUGAAAUCCGUAUUACUACUCAAGGGAAGAUGCGGAAUUACAUUACAUAUGCAACCACUCUUCUUCAGGACAAGGGGUCAUCAGAAAUUGUACUGAAGGCAAUGGGUCGUGCUAUCAACAAGACGGUUACCAUUGCAGAAAUCAUAAAGAGGAGGAUUGCUGGGCUUCACCAAAAUACGUCAAUUGGAUCUACCGAUAUCACAGAUCUUUGGGAGCCAAUUGAAGAAGGACUCCUGCCUUUGGAAACCACUCGACAUGUCUCUAUGAUUACGAUCACACUAUCCACUAAAGAGUUGGAGAAGUCGUCUAUCGGGUACCAGCCUCCUCUUCCUGCAGAUCAGGUCAAGCCGCUGGUUGAAUUUGACUACGAAGGAGAUGGCUCGCCACGGGGAGGGAGGGGCAGAGGCAGAGGCAGAGGUCGGGGCAGAGGUAGAGGUAAUGAUGUGGAAAAUUCUGAGUACAAUGGACUUGAUGGUGGCUGGGGCCGCGGUCGUGGUCGUGGCCGGGGUCGAGGUCGGGGUCGUGGUGCCUACCGAGGCCGAGGUAGAGAUCAAGAUGCUGGUGGCUUCGAUGAGCCCAAUGCGGAUGGACCCCCACGAGGUCGGGGGACCGACUUUCCCCAGGAGACGUCAUACUCAGGUCGCGGCAGAGGGAGGGGCAGAGGCCGAGGUCAGGGUAGAGGUCAGGGGAGAGGUUUCCGCACUGACGGACCAACUCAAGAACAACCUCAGUCGGGAGCUGCCUAGAGGUCUUUAGGCAGACGACCUGGAAUCAUUUGCUUGGAGGUAGCUCUUUAAAAGUUGUCGAAGCAUGAAGCAGCCGCUGAAUGUGUCAUAUGUUGGCGCUAAACGAAGAAUGGGAUUAAUGCGUAGAAUUCUAGUGAACAAAAGCUGCUCUUUCGCUGGUGUAUGUGUGACAAUGGCCUCUCAAGCUUGUGUAUGGUGCUUCCUUGCGGUGGCAUCUGUGUAUGUUACACAGCUUCCGUUUUGCUGUAUAUCAAUCAGUGUCAAUUUGUGUUUGAGGACUAUUGUUUCUAUAAAUUAGCCAUUCUUUUUGUCCC